Molecule: messenger RNA, 1287 nt
Organism: Trypanosoma grayi
Lineage: Eukaryota; Euglenozoa; Kinetoplastea; Trypanosomatida; Trypanosomatidae
Exons: 1
Coding region: 1-1287 (428 amino acids)
Biological process (GO): inositol trisphosphate metabolic process
Cellular component (GO): cytoplasm
Molecular function (GO): inositol-3,4,5,6-tetrakisphosphate 1-kinase activity; ATP binding; inositol-1,3,4-trisphosphate 6-kinase activity
Source: RefSeq, a predicted model, not a curated record
AUGCCCGCCUCGCCGGGCAGCAGACGUAUUGUCAUUGCGGUCUGCGGCUCCGAGAAGAAACACCAACAGUCCUUCGAUAAGCUGAAGAGGUAUGUAGAUGAGAAGGGCGACGGCGACGGCGUCUUAUUCGCCGUGGUGACGAUGUGCUACGAGGGGAAUAAGAACAAACUGACAACGGAGACGGGCGGGGAGGGUGUGGAUGUGGUGCUGCAUAAAGUCAGCACGCUUCAUCCAAUGGCGGGUGAAGCACUGGAGCGGUGGUGUGCCGUUGCCACGCGCAAGCGACGCCGUCGUGGUCUGCCACCCGUCAUUGUGGUCGACCCCGUCGAGCACACGCAGCUGGUGCUGCGGCGCUCGUUCUUGAACAAGCUGCUCGACGGGCGGCUGCGGCGGCCGCUGUGUCCGAUGCCACGCUCGUGGCUCUGGGCGCGGCAGGGCGCCCCAAUGACGCCGCUCGGCCUCUCCUCCUUUGUGCUGCACGACGCCUCAGCAGACGCGGCGGAGCUGCACCGCUCGGACGGGCCGCCGGGGGAGCGGUGGUGGAUCGCAAAGCCGGACAUUAGCACCGGGGACCCGCAAGCGCACCACAUGGUCGUCUGGCGUGGCGUGCAGCCAAUCGAGUCGCUGCCGGAGGAGGUGUGCCGCCUGCUCCCGUCCGAGCUCAACGCAUUUAUUGUGCAGGAGUUCCUCGCGUGCGCGCUACCAGUUGUUUUAAAGGUGUACUGUAUUGGCACCGAUGCUUUUGUGCGGGUCGUGUCGACGGCGCCGCUGCUGCGCUGCGUCCUCGCGCAGACGAAUGGGCCAGUUUUCAUCGAUUCGCAGCAAAAGUAUCCCGACGACGACACAUGGGAGAGAGAGACGACGCAGUGGAUGAAAUACCUGGCGAAAGGCGGGCGAGCCCACGCGCAAUGCACGAAAAUAGCCGCUGAGUUAGCAGAGGAGCUACAACUGACACUGUUCGGCUUUGACCUGCUGCUGAUACCAGAGAACUUGUCUCGGGACGGCAGCAUCCGCCUUGACGCUGCCUCCACCGCGCGGGAAAGAUCGCUCGCGGCGUCGCGGCGUGACGCGCCGCUUCUCUUUGAUGAAGUAACAGGUGCAGCCACAUCCUUUCUCUGUAGUGCCGUACCGGUUCUCGUGGAUGUUAAUUACUUUCCGGGGUUUGCAGGCAUGGAAAAUGCCGAGGAACGUUUGUUGAACGUGAUUGAAUCGAAGGUCUUGGGGCAUGGCAUCGCGCAGAGGCGAUCAAGUGUGGAAAAAGAGAACUCCAAAUGCUGGUGCUGUUAA